ACUAUUUUAUAUUUCUCCAAUUUUACAAAUUUUAGUGGCCACGACCACGAGACUAAAACCAAAACCAAAACUCGAGCAAGCUUUCACUCCCCUAGGAUCCAACCUGAGUCCACGUUGACCCAUUUUGAGAGCAUGGAUGAUGAAAGAGAAACCCUAGAUGAGCCUGUAGAAAAGGAGGGAUCUUUGGUUGGGGAUGGGAAGGACUUAAAGGUUGGGGUUUUGGGUUCUGAUUUGUGCACAGAAGAUGGUGUUUGCACUCGUGAGGGUGAUGCUGAGCUGAAUGGUGAUGUGGGUUUUGAUGGAUCUAAAGAGGAGGGUAAAGGUGUGAAUCCUUCAGGUGGAGAAGCUGCUGAGGCUCUUGGUGAGGGUUCUCAAGUUGUAAGAUCCUUAGAAGGUAAGAGUGAGAAUGAGAUUGCUGAGUUGGAUGGAAAUGAUGCUACCUUGAAAACAUUGGAUGAGAAGAAGAACAUUAAUGACAGGAAGGUGAAAAAGUUAGUAGAAAAAGAAGCAAUUAGUGAUGUUAUUCGGGUCAAGUCAGAUGUUAGUCAAAGCAUUGAAGAGCAUGCUAAGGCUCUUGGUGAGGGUUCUCAAGUUGUUAAGUUCUUAGAAGGUAAGAGUGAGAAUGACACUGUUGAGUCUGAUAUUAGUCAAAGCAUUGAAGGGAAAGCUGGCUUUCCUGAGCAGGUUGGUUCACAAGGAGAACUAGAGAUUGAAGGUGAAAAUUUUGAUGAUGCUAAAUGGAGAAAACCAACACAUGGAAGAGUUACAAAGCAUGUGUCGAAUAAGAGUUCAGGAAACAUUCUUCAUGCAAGUUAUCAGCUGCCAAAGGAGAGAGGUGAGUUUUCUGUGUAUGAUAUGGUUUGGGGUAAGGUGAAAAGCCAUCCAUGGUGGCCAGGGCAGAUAUUUGAUCUCUCGGAUUCGUCUGUGGAGGCAAAGAAGCAUUUAAAAAAGGACCGCCACUUGGUUGCGUAUUUUGGGGAUAGAACAUUUGCCUGGAAUGAAUCAUCUCAGCUAAAGCCCUUUAAGACUCAUUUCUCUAAUAUUGUAAAGCAGAGCAAUUCAGAUGCAUUUCAGAAUGCUGUAGAUUGUGCUUUGGAUGAAGUCAGGCAAUGUGCAGAAUUUGGGUUAGCAUGUUCCUGCAUACCUAAAGAUACUUAUGACAAGAUUAAGCUCCAGACUGUUGAAAGCACUGGUAUUCGAGAAGAACUAAGUUUCACACGCAGAGUGGAUGAGUCUUUAAAUGCUAGUUCCUUUUCACCAGAUAACCUUUUGGAAUACUUGAAAACUCUAUCUGAGUUUCCAACUGGUGGCUUUGAUCGAUUGGAGCUUUUAAUUGCUAAGGCUCAGUUGCUUGCUUUCUAUCGUUUAAAGGGUUACUCUUGCUUGCCUGAGUUACAAUAUUGUGGAGUUGUGGAUAAUGACACCGAUGCCUUCUUAAUUAAGGACUUACUUAAGGGUACUGAUAAAAGUUUGAGUAAAGUUAAUAAGCAUGCAACUCAUGCGAGUAAAAAAGGUCAAACUGGUGCUGGAAAUUUGAAGACAACAAAUGGCUCCUGUCGCAAAAGCAAGCAUAAUUUGAAAGAUGAUUUAUAUCCAGAAAAGAAGAAAAGAAUCUUGUCAGAAUCAGUAGGUCGGACUCCAGAUUCUUCACAUGGUUAUUAUCGGUCAGGGGUGAAAGAUCGGAGAAAAACAAUUUCCCUUGCCAAAGUUUCAAAUUCCAUAAAACAAUCAUUUAAAAUUGGUGAACGUAUUCUAAGGGUUGCUAAUCAACUUACUGGACCACCGUCUGUGUUGAAGUGUUCUGGAGACAGGUCUCAAAUGGAAGAUGGAAGUGCUGAUGGCUUUUCAGGAAAUGGAUCUGGUUUCUUCUCCCCUAAUCUUGAGAAGACUCAGAAGUCAAGCUUGACUGUUCCAACAGAAUAUUCAUCUCUAGAUGAUUUGCUACAUUUACUUCAGUGGGUAGCACAAGAACCCCUGGGAGAUUAUAGUUCCUUGAAUGUUAUAGUGAGCUUCUUCUCUGAUUUCAGGAAUUCAAUAAUUGUGGCCAAUGAUUCUGGAAAAGAAAUUUCGCCUACAAAGAAAGUUGGUAAAAAGAAGAAACGACCUGUGGGUGGAUCACCUGAAACAAUUGAAUUUGAUGAUCUAAGUGAUACACAUUGGACUGACAAGGGCAUCCAGAGUGGUUCUGAAAAAAAGCUGCCGCGGAGAAGCAACAGAAGAGACUAUCAGCAUGCCCCUGCUGAGCCAGAAAAACCUAUUAUAGUUUAUACUCGUAGGUCCUAUUCCAGGAAACAAUGUUCAGACAGCAAUCUUGUUGUGGUUCCUGAAAAGCCUUUUGUUUGUGCAGAUGAGAAUUCUCCGGCUGAGCUUGUGUUGAACUUUGCUGAGCUGGAUUCUGUUCCCUCAGAAAUGCACCUAAAUAAGAUUUUUAGGCGAUUUGGACCUCUAAAUGAAUCUGAAACAGAAGUUGAUAGAGGGAGCAGCCGGGCUAGAGUGGUUUUUAAGAAGUGUACUGAUGCAGAGGUUGCUUUCAGUAAUGCUAAAAACUUCAACAUAUUUGGAUCAGUUCUUGUAAAUUACAAGCUUAACCAUACUCCAAGUACAUUGUUCAAAGCUUCAUCUCUUGCCACAACUCAAGACCAGGAGAAUGGAGAUGCAUGUUGAUCUCUCUAAUUCUGAACUUAAUAUGAUCUAAUCAUUUGGUCAUAAAUAUUUUAGUAUCACUAGAAUGUCUUUAAGGAAGCAUGUCAGCUGACCAACAAUCUAGAAUAGUGAAGAUAAGGAGGAGGAUGUUAUCAAACAUUCAGCUUUCAAUCCCGCCACUUCAAGACAAAAGGAAAUGAUUUUGCAUUUUUGCAGCAAGAAUCUGAGACUACAGAAGAAAGAAAUAUGGAAGAAAACAAGGGUAUUACUUACUUGGGCAAAUGUGAUUAGUGAUAUUUAGCUAUCACGAUACCAAUGCAUCUCUGUUAGCUCUAUUUACUUAGAUAUCUGUGUCAUUACAAAAUGAAAAUUUUCAGUCUGGGAGCAGUAGCAUUAAGAACAUUAGAUAGAUCCAUUUUAAUUGUAUAUUGGCUUUAAAAUGUUGUUAAGUAAACGGUCCUGUUUGUGGUAGAGACAGGAAUUUGAUUUCAUUUUUCCUUGGUUUAGCUAGCCUGGGGCCUCCUAAUUUAGUUGUUACUGUAGAAUAAAGAGAGUUGAAUAUACUGAAACUUUGGUUUUUGUAGGAUUUUCCUGUUUGUUAUUGUUUGCGCUGUACAUCUUUUGUUUGAUUUGGCACAAUUUUGACAUUUACUUCAAAUGUGAUUCUUUGAGCGCCAACCCCCCAUAGACUCUGAUAAGAACAGUUGAUGGCUUAGCUGCAUUUGAUUUGAAGCUCCUGCAUCGUACAGGAUUACUUCAUAAGCAAGCUCGAGUAUCCUAGCAGUGACUCACUUACAUCCAGAUGAUGGCUUAGCCGCAUUUGAGUCCUAUAAGUUGAUCACAUGCAAAGACACUAGGUAAGCACAUCUUUCAAUACAUUAUUACUCCGCUAACUAUGUUGUUGGAGUGUUUUUGCAGGUACCUUCCAUUUUCAUCAUCACAAUUUGACCAGUAGAUUUCUUCUCAUCUCAAAGAGAAGCAAAUAUAGUGGCCUUACCAAUCAUUUUGGUGCUACUAGAUCAGCUAUUCUCUAUCCAAAAUAAAUUACAUUUGCAGUUCUCAUUGUAGGGAGUGCUGAAAACAUGGGAGCAUAUACAUAACUGAAACUGCUGAACCAAUUUAUUGCUAAAUGGCUGGCAAAAUAACCGAAAUGCUAUUUCAUAUAGCCAUCCAUUAUUUUGUUGUAGGAUGCACUAUUUUAUUGCUUGAAUAAACCUUCAAUUUGGUCUUCUGAAGUUA
This is a messenger RNA of Glycine soja, 3882 nucleotides long. RefSeq lists its product as uncharacterized. NCBI's taxonomy places the organism in Eukaryota, Viridiplantae, Streptophyta, Magnoliopsida, Fabales, Fabaceae. The transcript has 4 exons. The record is from RefSeq and is a predicted model, not a curated record. Bases 133 to 2664 code for a protein of 843 amino acids.